Dothidotthia symphoricarpi CBS 119687 is the source of this 1040-nucleotide messenger RNA. RefSeq lists its product as uncharacterized. The transcript is spliced from 5 exons. NCBI's taxonomy places the organism in Eukaryota, Fungi, Ascomycota, Dothideomycetes, Pleosporales, Dothidotthiaceae. Gene Ontology annotation, molecular function: GTPase activity; GTP binding. The record is from RefSeq and is a predicted model, not a curated record. Bases 91 to 696 code for a protein of 201 amino acids.
ACACGAUACCCCACGUCUUUUUUCUCCACUAUCAACUAGACCGAGCCUCACCCGUCCCUUCCCUAUUCCGCCCACCACAACACCGCCAGAAUGAAUCCCGAAUACGACUACCUCUUCAAGCUCCUCCUCAUCGGUGAUUCUGGUGUAGGAAAGUCGUGCCUGCUCCUCCGUUUUGCCGACGACACAUACACAGAGAGCUACAUCUCCACCAUCGGCGUCGAUUUCAAAAUCCGAACUAUCGAGCUCGAUGGCAAGACGGUCAAGCUGCAGAUUUGGGACACCGCCGGCCAAGAGCGCUUCCGUACCAUCACAUCCUCGUACUACCGCGGCGCCCACGGCAUCUGCGUCGUCUACGAUGUCACGGACAUGGACUCGUUCAACAACGUGAAGCAGUGGCUGCAGGAGAUUGACCGAUACGCCACCGAGGGCGUCAACAAGCUGCUGGUCGGCAACAAGUCCGAUAUGGCGGAUAAGAAGGUCGUCGAAUACACCGUAGCAAAGGAGUUCGCAGACAGCCUCGGCAUCCCGUUCCUCGAGACGUCCGCAAAGAGCGCCACCAACGUCGAGCAAGCUUUCCUGACCAUGGCCCGCCAGAUCAAGGAGCGCAUGGGAACCACAACCGCCAACACGAAGCCUACAGUUCCCAUCGGGCAGGGCCAGGGCGUGCAAAGCGGAUCCGGAGGGGGCUGCUGCUAGUGGGGUAGACGUUAGGGUCGUUUGAUGUAUUGGGGAAACGUACAAGGAUGCAAGAUGAGCGAUAUACAGGUUUCCAAGGCGUGGGUGUUUAUGUUCUCCGGUCUCUGGUGUGUGAAUUGCGAAUUUGGUUCGGUAACUUAAUGCUCAGAUCAUGGUUAUGGCUUUCCUUUGAUAACGCAUCCACCUGCUGCGUUGACUCCCGUGCUCUGUUCUUAUUUGCUUGGGGUCUAACACAUAAAUCGGAAGGAUUCAGGUCUUAGAUCGAGAAGCCGGCGUAGCAGCACGAGUCAGAGAUGUGGUUUGAUGUAUUAGAGCUCUACUGCUUGUCUCUUGCUUGAUAUAUG